UAAAUAUAAAGGGAACAUUAAUGCUUACAAGAAGGAAAAUAGUGGCAUUCCCUUUACUUGUUUUUUGUUGGUGAAAUCAGAAAUUUCUGAAUCCCAAUUUGGGGUUUUCGGCGGAACGGGUGUCUCGCGCCAAUCUCAUCUCCGUCCAUUUUGCUCAUCAAAUGAUCUUCAAUCGCUACAUCUUGAAGAUAUGUUCGAGAAAACGAGAAUGGAAGUGGAGAAAGGGAAGAAAAGGAAGAUUCGGGUUGUCUUUAAUUCCGAUUUCCGCAAAAGGAUUGGCGAUUUUUCUACCAAUAAUAUGACUAUUAGAGUUUUGGAUCAUCGGCAUUUAUGGAUUCUCGAUGGCGGUCAAGUUGGCAAGGAGGGGAGGGUGCUGGUUAAUCGGCGAUCGGUUGAUCGAGUCUUGCAGAGGAUUGGGAAGGAAACCACUCAAUAUCUAGAGAGUUCUGGUGAUGCAAAGGAUUGUGCUGGUGGUGGUGACCUAGAGAGCCUCUGUAGCCCUGAGGAGUUCUCCUCGAGCGUCGAUCAACUCAAUCAAAACUUUAACAAAUCUCUCGUUCUUAAAAGUUCGUCCUCUCGUUCAUCCCCAAUUGAAGUAAAAUAUAGUUCUAAGCUGAGUAUGAAGCAAUCAGAAGUUACUGAUAAGAAGGAAACUAAAAGAAGGUAUGCUGCGGGAAUGGGAACGACUGGUAAUGAAAAUUAUGCAUAUUUGGAUCUCAAACUGUCGCCUCCAGGGGUCUACUUAAGGGGUAAAUCCUCGAAUGAAUCGAAAUCGUCAUCCCCAAAAUCUCAAGACUCAUGCGUAUCUGCGGAGGUCGAGUCAAAUGUAAACUUGGAGAAUAACCUUGAAGUUGAAGGUUCGCCGUUAAUUGUGAUGGGAUGUACUUUUUGCCUGCUUUAUGUGAUGGUGACAGAUGAUGAUCCCAGAUGCCCUAUAUGCAAAAAUUCUGGCUUGCUCGACAUUUUCCGUGGAAAUCAGCCGAAGAGAUCGAGAAAAAACUAGCUUCCUUUCAAGGAGUGUGGAGAGUAUGCUCUUGAACUGAUGCACCCUCUGCCUUUCUUUUCUUAGUGUCUGUCUUCCUUGUUGCUGCUGCUGCUGGUGCAUGCACUUGGGGAGUAAGCAUAGCAUCUUCAAUAAAGAACAUGGUUUAUGUUUCUUUUUUGCUCUUUAGUUUGGCUGUCUUUGCCCUUGUUUUGAGAAGGCCAUUUCAUAAGGAUAAGGUCUUCAAACAGGUCUUUAUAUAACAUAUUAAGUUACUGUGUCUCUGUUCUA
Molecule: messenger RNA, 1273 nt
Organism: Cucurbita maxima (winter squash)
Lineage: Eukaryota; Viridiplantae; Streptophyta; Magnoliopsida; Cucurbitales; Cucurbitaceae
Exons: 3
Coding region: 191-1003 (270 amino acids)
Source: RefSeq, a predicted model, not a curated record